CUUUGCUAGAGAGGCCGAGGGAGGGUUUGCUUUUGCAGGGCGACAGAGGACUGGGGCGGGGGAAACCAGGCAGCCGGAGCCCCGGAAGGUUUCCUUGGGACCAAGGGAAUAAAGGUGUCUUUUCCCAGAUGGAGGUGACUCAGUGGAAGGGGCAGGAGAUGGAAGAGCAGGACCCAGGAGGACCUGGAACUGGCAAGACAGCAAGCAAAGGCCCCCUUCUCCUCCAAGCUGGGAGUGGUGUUGCAUUCUGGGAAAGAGCUCUGCCAGAGACCCUGGCUAAGGACACCAUGACCUCAGAUGUCCAUUGCCAACGCUUCCGGCAGUUCUGCUACCAUUGGGCUGAUGGGCCCCGAGAGGUUUGCAGCCAGCUCCAUGGACUUUGCAGCCAGUGGCUGGAGCCGGAGAGGCACACCAAGAAGCAGAUCCUGGACCUGGUGAUCCUGGAGCAGUUCCUGACUCUCCUGCCCCAGGAAAUGCAGUGCUGGGUCAGAGAAUGUGGGCCAGAGACCAGUUCCCAGGCGGUGGCCCUGGCCGAAGGUUUCCUCCUAAGUCAAGCAGAGGAGAAGAGGCAGGCAGAACAGAUGUGGCGACCAUCCCUGAAGACAGAAGCGACAUUCCCUGAGGCAGAAGGAGCUUCCUUGGAGCAGGGGGAGAGGAUGCAGGCCCAGGAAUGUGCCCAAGAAGCCCUCUCCUGUGGCAGUGGAGAGAUGCUUUUGAACCGUUAUCUUUCAAGAGGUGUGGAAACGGCUGCUACACCUCCAGUCCAGUGUUCCUUUUCCUUUGAGGAGGUGGCCGUGUAUUUCACCGUGGCAGAGUGGGCCCUGCUGGAUCUGGACCAAAGAGCUCUCUACUGGGAAGUCAUGCUGGAGAACUAUGAGAACGUGGCCUCUCUGGCAGCGGACAAUCAGAGGAAUGAGGAGGAUGAGGAAUUUGAACUGCAAUUACUAGAUAAAGUCAGUUGUGAAGACUUCAAAGGAAAUGUCAGGAAUCAAGGCAGACCUGAGAGAAAGAAAGACAGCCAUUUGAUUGAGAACAGCGAUGAAAGAAAGUGUAAUAUCCAUUUUCCAAAGCAUAAUAUAAUGAAGACAAGUAAAGCCAUUCAGUGUGAAAAGUAUUUCAUAUACAGAUCACAGUUUCUUGUGAAUCAAAGAAUGCAAAAAGGAGAGGAUACUUUUGAAUGCUCAGAGUGUGGGAAAAGAUUCAGUCAUAGUGGCUGUUUUCAAGUGCAUGAAAGAACCUACAUAGGGGAGAAACCUUUUGAAUGCUCAGAGUAUGGAUUCACUACAAGUGGCAGUGUUCAAUUGCAUCAAAGAAACCACAUCUGGGGAGCCCACACAAGGGAGAAAUCUUUUGAAUGCACAGAGUGUGGAAAGAGAUUCAGUCAUAGCGGCAGUCUUCGAGUGCAUAAAAGAACCCACACAGGGGAGAAACCGUUUGAAUGCUCAGAGUGUGGGAAAAGAUUCACUCAGAGUAGUAGUCUUCAACGGCAUAAAAUAACCCACACAGGGGAGAAACCGUUUGAAUGUUCUGAGUGUGGAAAGAAAUUCAGUCGGAGUAGCUAUCUACAAGAGCAUAAAAGAAUCCACACAGGAGAGAAACCUUUUGAAUGCUCAGAAUGUGGAAAGAGAUUCAGUGAGAGUGGCAGUCUCCAAGUGCAUAAAAGAACCCACAAAGGGGAGAAACCAUUUGAAUGCUCAGAGUGUGGAAAGAGAUUCAGUCGGAGUAGCUAUCUUCAAGAGCAUAAAAGAACCCACACAGGGGAGAAACCAUUUGAAUGUUCUGAGUGUGGAAAGAAAUUCAGUCGGAGUAGCCAUUUUCAUCUGCAUCGAAGAACUCAUACAGGGGAGAAACCUUUUGAAUGCUCAGAAUGUGGAAAGAGAUUCAGUGCACGUAGUCAUCUUCAUUAUCAUCAAAGAACCCACACAGGAGACAAGCCUUUUGAAUGUUCAAAGUGUGGAAAGAGAUUUAGUCAGAAUAGCCAUCUUCAAGAGCAUAAAAGAACGCACACAGGGGAGAAACCUUUUGAGUGCUCAGAGUGUGGAAAGAAAUUCACUCAGAGUAGCCAUCUUCAAGAGCAUAAAAGAACCCAUACUGGGGAGAAACCUUUUGAAUGCUUAGAGUGCGGAAAGAGAUUCUGUCGAAGUGGCCAUCUUCUGUAUCACCAAGGGAUCCACACAGGGGAAACCCACACAAGGGAGAAACUUUUUGAAUGCUCAGAAUGUGGAAGGAGAUUCAGUGAGAGUGGCAGUCUUAAAGUACAUAAAAGAACCCACACAGGGGAGAAACCAUUUGAAUGUUCAGAGUGUGGGAAGAGAUUCAGUCAGAGUAGUAGUGUUCAGCGGCAUGAGAGAAUCCACACAGGGGAGAAACCAUUUGAAUGCUCAGAGUGUAGAAAGAGAUUCAGUCGGAGUAGCUAUCUUCAAGUGCAUGAAAGAACCCACACAGGGGAGAAACCUUUUGAAUGUUCUGAGUGUGGAAAGAGAUUCACUCAGAGUAGCCAUCUUCAACAGCACAAAGUAACUCACAGAGCCAAUUUACCAAUUCCAAUUUAUUACGGUCAAUUGACCAGCAAUAACGAUAUACAAAAUCUCAUAGAUAACGGACCACAAUUUCUGACUACAUAAAAGCAUUCUCAUAUUCAAAUUCCACCAAUGUUAAACCUUAAAAGUGGCAUUAUUAACCAUCUCUACUUUGUUAAAAACUUCUGCUUAUUUACGACUAAAAACAAUAUUUUGCUACUGCCUGAGUUACAGACUGCCUCCGAUAAGACAGUAUUUCAGUAGCAUGACAUCUGCAAAUUUCAGAUAAUUAUCUAGAGGUUUAAAUUUAGAGAGUAAUGGAAAUAUUAACUGCUAUCUCUCUCUGGAAUAGAGCUUACAAUGUAAAAGAAUGUGUGUGACAGUUUGAACUUCCUUUUCUGAGCAUAUACAGCAUCUUUGGUGGAUAGGGUUAUAGCGUAGAAACUGUUUGAAUGCUCUGAGUGUGGAAAGAGAUAUAUUUGGAGUGCAGUGUCCUCAAAAAACCCACACAGAGGUCAAUCCUUCUGAAUGUUCAGAGCGUGGGAAGAGAUUCAGUCAGAGUGGCCUUCUUCAGUCAAGAGCAUCACAAAACCCACACAGGGGAGAAAUCUUUUUUUUUUAAUUUUCAAAAAAAACUUUAUUGAACUAUAAACUCCAGUUACAGCAAUAUCUGAAUUCAUAAAGUACUAUAGCACAUACAUUACAAAUUAUAUACUCAGAAAAUAGAUAAAAAAUUUAACAUAAAUGCUAAAAUACAAAUAUCAACUAUACAAACAAGUGAAAGAGACUAUUCUGCACAGUAUCUGAAGUAAUAUAAAAUAACAUAUAAUACUUUGAAUUACCAUUAAUUAAUAAAAAGCGCAAAGUCCA
Molecule: messenger RNA, 3389 nt
Organism: Heteronotia binoei (common prickly gecko)
Lineage: Eukaryota; Metazoa; Chordata; Lepidosauria; Squamata; Gekkonidae
Product: oocyte zinc finger protein XlCOF6-like
Exons: 6
Coding region: 129-2624 (831 amino acids)
Biological process (GO): regulation of transcription by RNA polymerase II
Molecular function (GO): RNA polymerase II cis-regulatory region sequence-specific DNA binding; DNA-binding transcription factor activity
Source: RefSeq, a predicted model, not a curated record